This is a messenger RNA of Rhizopus microsporus ATCC 52813, 611 nucleotides long. RefSeq lists its product as uncharacterized. NCBI's taxonomy places the organism in Eukaryota, Fungi, Mucoromycota, Mucoromycetes, Mucorales, Rhizopodaceae. The transcript has a single exon. The record is from RefSeq and is a predicted model, not a curated record. Gene Ontology annotation, molecular function: zinc ion binding; nucleic acid binding. The annotation marks the transcript as partial.
CGUCGAAAUCACCCUUAUUUCUGCUGAACACUGCAAAGAAGCUGUAGUGACCCCCCUAGUUAUCGAAAAUCAAGUUUUUACUGCCUCACCUGCUGUACAUCCAGACCGUGUACUUCUGAGAGUAAAUUUAACUAAGAUUCCUAUCAUGCAUAUUGAGCAGUUAAGAGAUAAGCUAUUGAAUAACUUCGCUCAGUACGGUAUAGUUCGACAGUUAGUUAUUUAUCUUGAUGACUAGGCCCAGCGCUGGUUUUCCGGUAAUGGGUGCAUUUACCUGGAAAGACCGCCUAGCUCUGAAAUUAAGUUUGAUCCUUUGACAUAUAAGAUACCUCUUGAUGGUGACCAUUCAUGCUUGGGUACGUGGUUCAAAAUGGGCAAACAUUGCAUUUACUGUAAGGCUAUGAGCCAUAUUAGGAAGGACUGUCCUUCACUUUCGACUGAAGCGCGUACCUGCUUCGUAUGCCAUUGCCGUAGUCACAUCGCUCGCAACUGCCCUAAGGUUACAAACCCUAAUCAGACAGCCUCCAAACGCCGUCGGCCUAUUCCUGUCGACAGUAGUUACGAAGCACCUGUCACUGUUCUUUCUCGCCCUGCUGAAACACUAUCGUCCACUA